UUUGGUCAGUGUUUGCAUUAGUUGGGAUCUUGAGCCUUCAUUUUUUAAUAUUAGACUUUGUUUGGCUGAGUUAUAACAGCCAGACAAACCAGAGGAAAGGCGAUCAUGUGGCUUUGAUUAUGUUUUGACAUGACCUGAAUAACUGAGUUAGGUUUUCUUUAUGUUAGGUUUGAUUACAUCAACCCUCUGAGCAAUAUGAUAUCUAUAGUCAGAUGUUUUUAAAACUUAUUUUGAUCAAAAACUUAAAAAAAAAAUCUUUAAUUUAGACACACAGACAUCAAGAAUUAGCGUGAGAAUCACAACAACGGUGACCAUCAAAAACUCAUCCAUGGCUCCCAUCAUGCAUUGCGGCAUGAAUGAAUUAUGGGCUGAAUUGUCUUUGUAAUUUCUUUUAUUCAUGCUGGCUGUUUGGCAGGAGUAAUCCUGACCCUAUGAAGUGCACUUGUGCCUUUGUUUCAAAGUGAAAACAUUUGGGACGAGAGCGAAGCAGACAGCGAGAGUGUGUGGGACUGAAAGACAAAGGCAGGUUCCAGUUACACUCUCUCUGCAGAUAAUGCUGCAGGUUCCUGGAGGGGCGGAGCCAGGGCCAUGAUGUCGUCGGCUCUGAAAGGGCCUCUUUGUUGGCAGAGAUCAGCACAAGCGUCCUGCUUUUCCUGUGGAUCGUCUCUCAGCCGACAACACUGUCGUCAAAGUGCUUCGUUUAACUCCUCUUAGUGUUUUUUCCGUGACAAUUAUCCGUAUGGAUGGCUAGUUCCUCACCGGACUGAGAAAACGAGAAGAACUGGAGCGGGGGGGAAAUGGAGCCUCUUACUCUGGAAAGUUGCUAGAAGAACCGCGUGAAGUCAGGAUGUCAGUGUUUUUAGCCGUCUUUGACUUCAUCUUCACGGUAUACAUGACAUAAGCUACUAACACAAACUUUGUGGACAGAUUUUUUUAUGUUUUCAGUCACUUUUUUGAGCAAUCGUUUGGAUAAAAGAGAAAACAGCGAUAGAGUUUGGGAACUGGAUCUCUUUUUUUGAAUUGGUCGCGUUGGGAAGCAAAUGAAAAUGUUGGAGAUUUGUCUAAAAUUGGUGGGCUGUAAAUCCAAAAAAGGUCUUUCUUCGUCCUCCAGCUGUUACUUGGAAGAAGCGCUUCAGCGGCCGGAUUUCGAGGCCCCGGGUCUGUCUGAGGCGGCGCGCUGGAACUCCAAAGAGAAUCUGCUGGCGGGACCCAGCGAAAAUGACCCCAAUCUGUUCGUAGCGCUGUAUGACUUCGUCGCGAGCGGCGAUAACACUCUCAGCAUCACCAAAGGAGAGAAGCUGAGGGUUCUGGGAUACAAUCACAAUGGCGAGUGGUGCGAGGCGCAGACCAAGAACGGCCAGGGCUGGGUUCCCAGCAACUACAUCACGCCCGUCAACAGCCUGGAGAAGCACAGCUGGUACCACGGGCCCGUGUCCCGCAAUGCCGCCGAGUACCUUCUGAGCAGCGGCAUCAACGGCAGCUUUCUGGUGCGCGAGAGCGAGAGCAGCCCGGGACAGAGGUCCAUCUCGCUGCGCUGCGAGGGCCGCGUCUACCACUACCGCAUCAACACGGCCUCCGACGGCAAGCUGUAUGUUUCAUCGGAGAGCCGCUUUAACACUCUGGCGGAGCUGGUUCACCAUCAUUCCACCGUGUCUGACGGUCUGAUCACCAUGCUGCAUUACCCAGCGCCCAAACGCAACAAGCCCACCAUCUACGGCGUCUCGCCCAACUACGACAAGUGGGAGAUGGAGCGCACAGAUAUCACCAUGAAGCACAAGCUGGGAGGAGGGCAGUAUGGAGAGGUGUACGAGGGCGUCUGGAAGAAAUACAACCUGACCGUGGCUGUCAAAACACUGAAGGAGGACACAAUGGAAGUGGAGGAGUUUUUAAAAGAAGCUGCGGUUAUGAAAGAAAUCAAACACCCAAACCUGGUGCAGCUCUUAGGUGUCUGCACACGGGAACCUCCGUUUUACAUCAUCACCGAGUUCAUGACCCAUGGAAACCUGCUGGAUUACCUGCGUGAGUGUAAUCACGAGGAGGUCAAUGCUGUGGUGCUGCUCUACAUGGCCACGCAGAUCUCCUCCGCCAUGGAAUAUCUGGAGAAGAAGAACUUCAUCCACAGGGACCUGGCUGCCCGUAACUGCUUAGUUGGGGAAAACCACUUGGUUAAAGUGGCAGAUUUUGGACUGAGUCGCCUGAUGACUGAAGAAACCUACAUAGCCCAUGUAGGAGCCAAGUUUCCCAUUAAAUGGACCGCCCCGGAGAGUCUGGCCUAUAACAAAUUCUCCAUCAAGUCAGACGUGUGGGCAUUUGGAGUCCUGCUUUGGGAAAUCGCCACCUAUGGGUUGUCUCCGUAUCCCGGAAUCGACUUGUCCCAAGUGUACGAGCUACUAGAGAAAGAUUACCGCAUGGACAGGCCUGAGGGAUGCCCAGAGAAAGUCUAUGAGCUCAUGAGGGCCUGUUGGAGGUGGAACCCUGCAGAGCGGCCUUCUUUUGCUGAAACCCACCAGGCGUUUGAGACGAUGUUUCAAGAGUCCAGCAUCUCCGACGAGGUGGAGAAAGAGUUGGGCAAAAAGGGUAAGAAGCUGACACUGGGUCCGAUACAGCAGGCUCCAGAACUUCCCACUAAGACGAGGACACUGCGAAGACAUACGGACAGCAGGGAUGGCGACAGUCCCGACGCAGCAGAGGCCGAGGUAACCGGGCCCCUGAUGCUCCUGAGGCCUGUCCUAGAUAGCAACUUAAACGAAGACGAUCGCCUCCUAGCCAAAGAUAAAGAUAAGUUCCGAAUGAAUCCGUUCAGUUUAAUCAAGAAAAAGAAGAGAACGGCUCCGGCACCGCCUAAACGCAGCAGCUCCUUCGGGAAGAUGGAUGGGCAACUGGAUCGUAGAGGACUGGCUUCCGACUGCAGAGAUGAUUUUAACAACGGCGCUUCCACUAACGACGGCAUCGACCCUUCUAAAUUGGUCGGCUCCAACAGUACAACGAUUGUCGGAGUCACCAAUGGAGCCAUGGUUUAUCCCGGUCAGCUCCUUCCAUCUCACUCACGGAAAAAGGGCACAACGUCAGCCGGGGGAGGGAAGCUUGCCACGACUCCACCCGCAGAAGAAGACCCCAUGUCAAACUCCAAGCGCUUCUUAAGGUCUUCUUCCACCUCUAGCAUGCCUCCGGGGUCCGAGCGCACCGAGUGGAAGUCGGUUACCUUGCCCCGUGAUAUCCAGUCGUCUCACUUCGACUCGGGAACCUUUGGAGGAAAGCCAGCUCUGCCUCGCAAGAAAGCCGAUUGUGUGCCCCGUGGUGGCACCCUUACUCCGCCACCGCGCCUUCCCAAGAAAACCGACUCAGAUGCACCAGACGAAGUGUUUAAGGACUCGGAGUCUAGUCCUGGAUCAAGUCCUUUGACUCUGACACCGAAGCUCAGCCGUCGGAUGGAAAACUCCAAAACGAGCGCCUUGCAAGCGGAGCUGUUCAAACCCAAUGUGCUUCCACCUCCAGGAGACGAAUGCAGACCUCGUAGGCUCAAGAACACUUCCGAAGUCCCUGGACAAAGAGACCGAGAGAAGGGGAAGUUCGCCAAACCCAAACCAGCUCCUCCUCCGCCUCCGGUCUCGAGCGGCAAAUCCGGAAAGACUUCGAGGAGCCCCACUUUUGACGUUUCUUUGGAUACCAAAGCCAAAGGCUCGUCUGAACACAACCCUCCAAGUCCUGGAUCCGCAGAACAAGGCAAAGGCGUGAGCCUUUCCCAAGAAAGUGCUAAGAAAGUGCCAAAAACCACCUCAAAAGUGCAGCCCCCAAAGACGACUUCUAUAUCCCCAAGCAGUCAGCUGCCAGGGAUGGGAACCGGAUCGGCUGUCGGUGAUCCGGGAUCCAACUUCAUUCCCCUCAUGACGACUCGCCGCUCGCUAAGGAAGACGCGCCAGCCGUCAGAGCGGCUCUCCAACUCCUGCAUCACAUGCGAGAUGGUCUUGGAGAGCACCGAGCUCCUGCGAGCCGGCAUCGGCCGCAUUACGGAGCAGACCGGCAGCCAUAGCGCGGUGCUGGAAGCCGGCAAGAAUCUGUCCAAGUAUUGCGCGAGCUACGUCGAGUCCAUCCAGCAGAUGCGCAACAAGUUUGCUUUCCGCGAAGCCAUCAAUAAGUUGGAGAGCAGCCUGCGCGAGCUGCAGAUCUGCCCCGCCGCCACCGGGGGAGCCAACACGCCUCAAGACUUUUCAAAGCUGCUUUCCUCCGUCAAGGAGAUCAGUGACAUUGUUCAGAGGUAGCGGAGAAGAGCACAGAUGCGACCGGUGUCAUCUGCGUGUCUGGGGCUUCUCUGGUGAUGUGAGCCACCUCGGCUUUUCUCAUGCCAAAUAGAGGAACGUUUCCGAAAGGUUCAGUGUCUUAUUACUGUGCACAAGUGCAGGGGAACCGUUCCUCCAGAGUCCGCUUGGCGAUCUUAAGGUAGCCCAGGUUCAAGUCGUAGUGACUUGAUUGAGUCUCUGUAAUUCCUUGACUUUCCUCACUGCAAAAAAUGUUUUUCUUCCUUAGUAUUUUGUCUUGUUUUCUAGUGUAAAUGUCUUCAAAUUCUGGAAUUAAGAUGCU
This is a messenger RNA of Sinocyclocheilus anshuiensis, 4578 nucleotides long. Its product is annotated as tyrosine-protein kinase ABL1-like. Lineage: Eukaryota; Metazoa; Chordata; Actinopteri; Cypriniformes; Cyprinidae. Gene Ontology annotation, molecular function: non-membrane spanning protein tyrosine kinase activity; protein binding; ATP binding. Gene Ontology annotation, biological process: protein phosphorylation. The record is from RefSeq and is a predicted model, not a curated record. The coding region runs from base 1041 to 4259 and encodes 1072 amino acids. The transcript has 11 exons.